AACGGCCCAAGUUGUGAAGGGGCGGCACAAACAUGGUGAAGCCCGCGGCACCGACGAAGCAAAAAUCGCUAGCUGACGAUGAUCUGCUCAAGCUUGAGAAGAUGGAGCUGUCGGACGACGAGGAUGACUUUCAGUACACGAACGUCGACGUCAUGGACGAUGACGACGACGACGAUGAGGCAGACUUUCAGACUGUGCUACGCAACCUGAACAAGGAAAAGGACGUGCCAGCGAUUGAAAAGGCGCCGUCACCAGUGUUUAAGGGCCAGUGUGCAAGCUCAACGAUUCCACCCAGGACGAUAAACACACAAGUGCGACCCUCCGUUGUCGAUGAUUUCAUUCGCAACUUUCUCAUCAAGAUCAGCAUGCCACGCACAUUGGACGUAUUCAAUACCGAAUGGUAUGAGCUCAUGGCCAAGGGAAAAUUGAAGGAAGAAGAUAUCGGAGUUGUUCCGGACAUUUAUUUACGCAACCAAUCUCUUGACGACCAGGUAAAGGCAUUGCGAAAACAGCUCGACGAAACGAAAAAGAUUACCGAAAAGGCAAAGGGGACCUGGGACAAGUUUCGCCAUCAGCGGGAUGUCCACAAGAUGCAUCACCAGCGCGUCGUGCAAGAGAAGAAUUCCCUCAUGGACAAAAUAAAAAAACUGCGGAAGAAUAUUGCCGCCUAUGAGCCACUGCUGUCCGAGUUGCGCACCAAAUACGAAGUUGCAAUGAAGGAGAAAAUGCUGAUGCGACUCGAGCGGGAUCGCUUCAUGGCCAAAACUGAAGCUUUGGAAGCGCAAGUUCGAGCGUUGGAGCUCAAAGACAGUAAGGGAAGCAUGAGCAAAUCGUCGCCUGCGAAAUCUUCGGGAAUCAAGAAGACCAAGAAAGGUGACACGAAAUUGCCGACAGAAAACGCUUCCAACCCCAACACCGACAAAGUUUUCGAUCCCGUGCAAAUUAAGAGGGUCGAAUUGGUCAAAGUGUUCCAAGGUCACCAAAAUUCCAUCGCGGCCGUGGCAUUUCACCCCAAAAACCCUGUUCUGGCAACAGUGUCCGACGACGAAACGUGGAAAUUGUGGUCCAUUCCAACUUGCGAGCUCAUCAUGAGUGGCGAAGGCCACCGCGACUGGAUAGCCGGCAUUGAGUUUCAUCCUCGCGGAACCCACAUUGCGACUUCGUCCGGUGACAAUACGAUUAAAAUUUGGGAUUUUGUCAGCGCGUCAUGCACUCUGACCCUACAAGACCAUGCCCACCCGGUGUGGGAGAGUGCGUUCCACCACGAAGGCGAUUUCCUUGCGUCAGCUUCGAUGGACCACACGUGCAAGCUGUGGGACUUGAGUACUGGGAAAUGCCGCAAAACGUUUCGCGGCCACGUCGACUCGGUGAACAGCGUUUGCUUUCAGCCGUACACGGUUAAUAUCUGUACGGGGUCUGGUGACAAGACUAUCUCGAUUUGGGACAUUCGGUCGGGUCUGUGCGUCCAAACAUUCUAUGGCCACCAAAACACGUGCAACAGUGUGGCGUUUUCGACAGCGGGAGACACAAUUGCAUCCUGCGACGCCGACGGAUUCAUCAAGCUGUGGGAUGUGCGCAUGGUCGCCGAGCGAGCUACAAUCGACGGCGGCCAGCAGCCUUUGAACAGCGUCGCGUUCGACAAGAGCGGUCAAGUGGUAAUGGCGGCAAGUGACGACGGCAUGAUCAAGUUGUGCAACGCUAAGACGUUCGAAUACGUGUCCGACUUGAAAGGUCACGACGGUCCUGUACAGUGUGUCAAAUUUGACCCAGCUGGUCGGUACAUUGCAUCCGCCAGCUCGGAUUGCACGUUCCGUUUGUGGUCGUGAGUGUCCUGCCUGUUCACGACAGAAAGUCAUUCAUUUAUAAGUAUCGUUUGUAAAGCUUGAAGUGUUUGCAUCGUCCAGAAGCAGUGCUUGGUUCAAGCACGUUCGUCGUAAUACAUGGCUUCACAUGGCUCCCGCGUCGUGGCACCAGCCACAUCUAACACUUCGAGGAUGUAGUCGGAGGGGGUGGCGUUUUUCCCGAUGACG
Messenger RNA from Aphanomyces invadans, 2030 nucleotides. RefSeq lists its product as hypothetical. Gene Ontology annotation, molecular function: protein binding. The transcript is spliced from 7 exons. Bases 33 to 1826 code for a protein of 597 amino acids. Lineage: Eukaryota; Oomycota; Saprolegniomycetes; Saprolegniales; Verrucalvaceae. The record is from RefSeq and is a predicted model, not a curated record.